AUGAUCUUGCACGCGGCUCCUCCCCAACUACUGGCGAGCGCGUUAGUUCAUAUCCGUGAUCGUAAACAUAAUUUGGUGGAGUGCCGAGCUUUACUGGAUACUUGUUCCACAGCAAAUUUCAUCUCAGAGUCUAUUCUAAAACAAUUAGACGCGCACAUACUCGAACAUUCGUCACCGGUCGGCACGAUCAAUGACACAAGUACGGAAUCCAGGGGUAUGGUGCGAAUCACUAUACAGUCCAUACAUGAUAAUUUCCGCAGAGAUCUUACGUGUUUGGUGAUACCGACCAUAGCUGAUCUGAUUCCUUCCGAGAUGUUUCCCAGAGAUACGAUUAAAAUACCGUCAAAUAUUAGAUUGGCGGAUCCGAAAUUCCAUCUGCCACGAGCGGUAGAUUUAUUGAUCGGUUCGGGACUUACCUUAUCUUUGUUCUCAAUCGGGCAGAUCAACUUAUCCCAUGAGGAGCAUGAUUUAUACUUGCAAAAAACCCGACUCGGAUGGGUGGUGGUCGGUGGCGCGUCGUCACAGGUUCCAUCCAAACCGGCGUGUUAUUUGACGAGGCUCGAAAGUCAGUUGAGUAAAUUCUGGUCAGUCGAGGAAGUUAGAGAAAAUAGAGUAAGUUCGGCCGAGCACAUCGAGUGCGAGGCGCACUUCGAAAGAACGGUGUUUCGCGAUAACAGUGGACGUUACAAGGUUCGUUUGCCAUUUCGCGAAUCGAACGCGCGUUUAGGCGAAUCGCGCUCCGUCGCGUUCAAGCGUCUAUUAGCUUUGGAACGUAAACUCAAGUCGAAUGUUACGUUGGGGCUCGAAUACGCCCGAGUGAUCGAGGAAUAUUUGACCCUAAAUCACAUGUCGUCGGUGGAACCUCCUGAGGACGAUGGUUAUUAUAUGCCGCACCACGCGGUGAUCAAGGAAUCGAGCAACACAACGAAGGUACGAGUGGUGUUCGAUGCUUCGGCUAAAACAAAUAACGGAAUGUCUCUAAAUGACGCGUUAAUGAUAGGGCCUACGAUUCAAGAUACAUUGUUCUCCCAUUUGAUUCGUUUCCGCACAUACAACUACGUCAUAACCGCGGACAUUGAAAAGAUGUAUCGUCAAGUGUUGCUGCACGAAGAUGACCGUCGAUAUCAGCGGUUCCUUUGGCGCGUGGGAAAUGAAGUUAAAACGUUUCAGCUUAAUACGCUCACAUUCGGCGUGGCGCCCUCGUCCUUCCUUGCGAUUCGGGUUCUCCACAAACUUGCUGAGGACGAACGGUGCGUCUAUCCCAGAGCGGCUCAGGUCAUCACCAAACAUUUGUACAUGGACGAUUUACUAACUGGUGCGGAUACGAUCGCCGACGCGCGCGCGAUCAGAGACGAAACAAUCGCCUUAUUAGAACGGGGUGGAUUUUCCAUAAGACAGUGGGCGUCCAACGAUACGCGUGUCAUUGAUGAUUUAUCCUCCAACGCGUUACACGCCAACUUCGUGUUUAACGUGGAUCCCGCCGUAAAAACGUUGGGGAUAACGUGGAAUACCCGAGAUGAUAAAAUGUACUAUUCGGUUCGUCCGAUUAAAGUCACCCAGAAAUUGACGAAACGAAAGAUAUUGUCGGAAAUCGCGAAGAUCUUUGAUCCGAUAGGUUUGCUAGGUCCGAUUAUUUUGCAUGCAAAGCGCCUGAUGCAAGACAUAUGGCGUUCCGGUUUACAUUGGGACGAAUCCGUCCCGCAGGCCAUAUACACGGAAUGGAUGGAGUUCGUUCGACAAUUAGAGUCCGUAAAUCAAUUUACAUUCGAACGUAAGUUGCUAGCAAGCAAUUGUCGCGACAUUCAGUUUCACGGGUUUUGCGAUGCCAGUAGUGUCGGUUACGGUGCGUGUCUUUACAUUCGCUCAAGCGAGGGGCAUGAGAAUACCGUGGUCAGGUUAGUGUGCGCCAAAUCCAGGGUUGCGCCGUUGAAACCUGUAACCAUCCCGCGUUUGGAACUCUGCGGCGCGCUGUUGUUGACGCAAUUAUAUCGCGAAAUGAGCGCGGCAUUGAACUUCGCGCCCAAUAAGGUAAUUUUUUGGUGCGAUUCGACGAUCGUUUUGCACUGGAUAAAAACGCCGCCUCAUCUUCUUAAAACGUUUGUAGCCAACCGUGUCGUGGAGAUUAGGGAUAACGCGGAAUCUAAUGAAUGGCGACACGUUCGAACGAACGACAAUCCGGCGGACGCAUUGUCAAGGGGUCAAUUGCCUCAUGCGUUUGUGCAAAACGAAAUGUGGCUGACCGGACCUCCGUGGUUGAUUAAAGGCGAAAGCGAAUGGCCAGAUGAAAUCAUCCCAGCAGUCGAAAUAACGGAACUAAAGAAAAACGUUUGUUUGAUAACCACAACGUACGAUGUCGAGAUUCUCAAUAGGUAUUCGUCCUAUUCUAAAUUACUUAGGGUCGUCGCGUAUUGCCUUCGUUUCCGGCGCAUCACCAUAGGCGCGAAAGCAUUGUCGGCAGGUUCUCAAUUUGUUAAUGAACUCAAAGAGCUCAGACUCAAGGGUUCGAUAAGCAAGGGCAAAGUCGUAAACCCGUUCCUGGAUGAUGAUGGACUGAUUCGUGUAGGGGGUCGUCUCCAAAGAUCGAAUUUAACCUUUAAUCAGAAACACCCGAUUCUGCUUCCGAGUCGGCACCGUUUAACGGAUAAUAUUAUUCGCGAGGUCCACGAAGCGCAUCAUCAUACGGGCAUCCAGACUACUUUGUCCAUCAUACGACAAAGAUUCUGGUUGCUCGACGGACGGAAUCAGGUGCGGAAGAUCGUGCGUACCUGCGCGCGUUGCUCGCGUUUUAGCGCCAACGCGAUAGAAUACAAGAUGGGGAAUCUCCCGUCGGCUCGCGUACGCGAAGCGAUGCCAUUCGCCAACACCGGUGCCGAUUUUUGCGGACCCUUUUAUGUAAAAGAGAAGAAGUACCGCAACAGAGGUCGCGUAAAGGUCUACGUGUGCGUAUUCGUGUGUAUGGCUAUAAAGGCAAUACAUCUCGAGAUAGUCAGUGACCUAACGACUGACGGGUUUCUCGCGGCGCUACGACGGUUUAUCGCUAGACGCGGUCUACCUGAGCGAGUUUAUUCCGACAAUGGAACCAACUUCGUGGGGGCGAACCGUCAGUUAAAGGAACUAUACGUUUUGCUAAAUUCUGAGGAACACAAAACUAGGGUAAAUAGAUUUGCGUGUGAACACCGGAUCACAUGGCAUUUUAUACCACCAGCCGCGCCGCACUUUGGUGGUUUGUGGGAGUCUUCAGUAAAACUCUUUAAGCAUCACUUCAAACGCGUGGUCGGGGAAUCCCUGUUCACGUUUGAGGAAUUGAAUACGUUCGUAAUUGAAGUUGAGGGCAUUCUGAAUUCCCGACCAAUCACCUGCCUAUCCUCUGAUCCGAACGACUUGCUCGCUUUAACUCCUGCCCAUUAUUUAAUUGGCAAACCAUUAACGACUCUCCCGGAGGGAGACUUAUCCGAUGUUUCAGCCAAUCGCUUAUCUACUUGGCAACAUAUUACAAAGGUUCGGCAAGACUUUUGGGCACGUUGGAACCUCGAAUAUCUCAACGAGCUCCAAAUGCGUCAUAAAUGGGCCAAGGAUGGACCGAGGCUCGACGUCGGGACCAUUGUGUUGGUGAAAGACAAAAACUUGCCAUGUGGACGUUGGACAAUGGGCAGAAUUUUGGAAUUACAUCCAGGGAAGGACGGAACCACGCGAGCGGUCACCAUUAAAACAGCGACUGGAGAAAUGAAGAGAUCCGCUAAUAUUCUAUGUCCUCUGCCAAUCGAGCAAUAG
Vollenhovia emeryi is the source of this 3771-nucleotide messenger RNA. RefSeq lists its product as uncharacterized. The transcript is spliced from 2 exons. NCBI's taxonomy places the organism in Eukaryota, Metazoa, Arthropoda, Insecta, Hymenoptera, Formicidae. Bases 1 to 3771 code for a protein of 1256 amino acids. The record is from RefSeq and is a predicted model, not a curated record. Gene Ontology annotation, biological process: DNA integration. Gene Ontology annotation, molecular function: nucleic acid binding.